This is a messenger RNA of Ectocarpus siliculosus, 873 nucleotides long. The record is from the annotation of a GenBank genome assembly. Lineage: Eukaryota; Phaeophyceae; Ectocarpales; Ectocarpaceae.
AUGUUUCUCGUGUACGUCCCGGUGAUCUUUGUGUCUCUGUACUUCUGUGCGAAAAGCGCACACCGCUGUCUUCCUACUCCUGCGCUCCGUGCUGUUUCGCGAGUUGUUAGCGAGGUCGUCAUCGCGGCGGCCUUCACAGCAGCACGGAUAUGCAGAUACGCUAUGGCGACACGGUCUGCAUACAUAUGGGAUACGCGAGGCCGCCUGGGCAACGGGGUUAUCGUGGGCGUACUCGAUACAUUGCUCCGGGUUGACGCAGAUCAGACGCGCGUGGACACCUCUUCCGGACACGCAUCGAUUGAAAUACUGCAAGCGGUUGCGACCGUGCGCCAGGGAGACUGCGACAUCACGAAUGUCCUGGGCGACAUGUGGGCCGACGGCGACGGCCUACGCAUGGAAGUUCCCAUCGAGGUGGCUCUCGAUGGCGUGCGUCGCGGAAACGAUUCUGAUUCUGCUGAAGACGUGGAAGUGACGGUGAGGAUCAGAUAUCGCGGACACAGCAACGAAUCCAAACGGUACCCGGCGGAAACGUUUUCGGCGAGGUACACGUGCAAGGGCUCGCAGACGUUCCGAUUCCCGCCAUACGCGUCUUCGGAAAGCAUCCGCCGCGGACUUGGCACGCCGCGAAUUCUUCGUUGUAACUUCGCGGAAGACAAUGGAAAGUUGUUGCUCGGACGGGAGGCCACGGAGUCCGCCGGUCUUCGACGCAACUUUUACGAAAAUGUCCAAGACGAUCCGUGCCUUCUGAGAAACGUCGUCACAUUCAUCGAGCCUUCUGCCCGGUUCCAGGAGCAGCAGCCACUUGUCGUGACCACAUCAAAGUCCAAUUUGAAGAUAUUUUGCAACUCAAAGCAGCCAACCAAGCUCGCUUAG